Messenger RNA from Pseudozyma flocculosa PF-1, 1239 nucleotides. RefSeq lists its product as uncharacterized. The record is from RefSeq and is a predicted model, not a curated record. The coding region runs from base 1 to 1239 and encodes 412 amino acids. Lineage: Eukaryota; Fungi; Basidiomycota; Ustilaginomycetes; Ustilaginales; Ustilaginaceae. The transcript has 3 exons.
AUGCCGCCCUCGGUCUUUGACACGCACUGCGACGGGCCCGGCCUGCUGCCCACGACGGUGCCGUGGUCGCGUCUCUACUCGACCUACCGGCGUUUCUGCUGCGACGUGCACAGCGACAUCCCCAUCCCCACUCCCUCCUCUGCGCCGGGGCACGACCUGCGCGGCAAGACGGUCAUCAUCUCCGGUUCCAACAGCGGCAUCGGCAAGGAGGCCGCGCUCCACUUCCUCGAGUGCGGCGCCACCGUCAUCCUCGCCUGCCGCCUCACGGCUACGCACGAACAGCACCCGGAAGAGACGCGCAGCGAGCUCCUAACCCGCACGGGCGCCGACGCGGACAGGGUAGAGGUGUGGGAGGUCGACUGCUCCAGCCUCGCUAGCGUGCGCGCCUUUGGACAGCGGUGGCACGACUCCGGCCGCACCUGCGACAUCCUCGUCAACAACGCCGGCCUCAGCCCCGGAAAGAGGAUCAUCACCGACGAAGGCUUCGAACUCACCCAGGCCGUCAACUUCCUCUCGCACACCCUCAUCACCUUUUACGUCCUCCCCAGCAUGCGCUACUCGGCCGCGCCCCGCAUCGUCAACACCUGCUCCUGCUUCCACGCAGGCGGCCAGCUCGACUUUGCCAACUUCAACAACGAGAAGCACACGCCCGGAGGCCAGAGCGGUGUCCAGUGGUACUGCGACACCAAGCUGCGCCUGCUCAUGUGGACCGUCGAGCUGCAGGAGCGCCUGUCGCGCAGCGACGACUACCGCCACGUCAUCGCCCACGGCGUCCACCCGGGCUUUGUCGGGAGCAACAUCUGGAACAACCCCAACUUCCAGCUGACGCCGCUCGUCACGCCGCUGCUGCGCCGCCUCAUUUCGCGCUUCAGCAUCACGCCGCGCCAGGGCGCCUUUGUCCUCAUCCACGCCGCCCUCUGCCCGGACCUCGGCCUGCCCAACUCGGACUCGUCGACCGCCUCGCCCCUCGACGACGCCAAGCACGCGGGCGCCAACGGCGGCGAUGUGGCCAAUGGCGGCAAGAGGGAGAAGGCCAAGCAGCCCUCGCCCGGCCUCAGCGCCAAGUUCGGCGGCAAGUACGUCAACCGCAACAUUGUCGAUAUCCGACGGCCCGAGUGCGACGACAUCCUCGCACGCAGCCGCCUCUGGCAGCGCGUCCUCGAAGACACAAAGGCCGAGCAGCUCGGCCUCGCAAAGGACCUGCCCGGCCACCUGCCCGAGAUCCUCGCCUUCAAGUGA